AUGACGUCAUUACCCGCACCCUCCAAGGAGAAACCUUUUUUACUAACCACAACCUCGUCCGAAGAUCUAGCUGAGCUGUCCCAACUAGGUCACUUCCUCAAGGGAUCCUCGGCUACCUUGGGCCUCACCAAGGUCAAGGAUGCCUGUGAGAAGAUCCAGAACUACGGCCAACAAAAGGACGAGUCUGGCACCCAUCCUGAACCGGAUAAAAGCAGGUCGCUAGCCAACAUCAAGAAGGCACUGGCCGAGGCGAAGAAUGAUUAUCACGAUGUCGUUAACGUUCUCAAGUCGUUUUAUGGCGAGGAGACAACCGCAUAA
Molecule: messenger RNA, 318 nt
Organism: Trichophyton benhamiae CBS 112371
Lineage: Eukaryota; Fungi; Ascomycota; Eurotiomycetes; Onygenales; Arthrodermataceae
Exons: 2
Coding region: 1-318 (105 amino acids)
Biological process (GO): phosphorylation; phosphorelay signal transduction system
Cellular component (GO): cytoplasm; nucleus
Molecular function (GO): protein histidine kinase binding; histidine phosphotransfer kinase activity
Source: RefSeq, a predicted model, not a curated record